AUGAAGUUUAGCAAAAAGUUGCAGGAGCGGAUGCAUCCCAAGUAUAGGGAGCACUACAUCGCCUACAAGGAACUGAAGAAAGCCAUCCGGUUGAUAACGGGGAAGGACACCUCCACGUUCACCAUAAAAGAAGUGACAACCAACUUUGGGAGCACCCGGGCGCUGAGCGGAGCAGAGUACCAGUCGGCCGAGUCCAGGUUCCAAAACAUCCUAAAUGGAGAAUUGGAAAAAAUUAAUAAAUUCACUAGAAGGAUGAUAAAGGAGUGGUACGACGAUGCGAAAAUCUGUCUGGAAAAGUUGGAAAAGUUGGAAAAAUUGCAAAAAUUGCAAAAAGGAGACUCCUUACUAGACCUACCUGACGUUGUGAAGCAGCUGAACCAGUUGGGAAGCACCUUGAAGUUUCUCGACAGCUACAGAAUUAUAAACUUUACCGGAUUCAGAAAAAUUACAAAAAAAUUCGACAAGCAUAAUGAGAAGGUUGUUAGUUCUUCCUUCUACAUCACUGUGGUUAUCAGGAGCUUUUUCAUGAGCUACGACAUGAACCUACUGGUCUGCAUUUUAUCUCUUUGCUACAAGCAUUAUAGGGAUAGGGGGGUUCGAAACGUAACCUCUGUGAACGUCGCCACGGGGGAUGACCUCGAGGGGAAAUCAACAAACCAUCUGGUAGUUACCCCAACGCAGAGCCUCCCCCCGAAACCACCAGGGGAGAACCCACUCGGGGAGGAACACCAUGAAGAGGAAAGUACAUCUACCUUUGAAAAGAAAAACGGAAACAUAUUUUCCCAAAGUGGAGAAUCACAGGGUAAUGCACCUUCCCCCCCCGUCGAUGGAGAGAACCCACGAAAGGGGACUAGACACACUAAAUAUAUAGUAAAGGCACAGAACCUAAUCAACGCAAAAGUAGAGAUCAGCAAAUACUACACCUUCCAUUACUACGACAUGGAGGAGCAUGAAUUGAUGCCCCCCUUCGAACGCUUCAUAGAAUUAAUAUCCACGUCGAAGGUACAGAACGACCUUACAACUAUCUACUUCGAUGACGCCACAUUUGGUAGGUACCACAAGUAUGUGAACGGAAGUAGUGAGCAUGGAAGGAGUAACCAAUGUGUUCGGUUACGAUGUUAUAGAUACGUAGAUGCAGAGAAAGAAUCCACAAAAACGGUGAUUCAGCAUUUUAAUUUAUUUGAACCCAGUUGCGAACCCAAUGAGAGGUAUGUCUUCCCUAAGGAUGUCCCCCAGGAGGACCUCAAAAUAGGUUGCGUCGGCGAUUUGUACAACCUGAGGAGGGGUGAUUCCUCCAAUGGGCCCCAUUCAGUGCACGGUUCAGACUCCCUACAAAUGCAACACCAUGACAGAUGCAUCCGUGAGGUGGAGAGGAAUAAGCUAACCGGCUGUCUCAAAAGUAAAGUGAACAGAAUCCACUUUGGUGAUGACCACGUUAGUGGUUACAUCGACGAGAAUAUCUGCUACUGGGUUCAUACAGAUAAGGGAGCCAUUCACCGGUGUGAAGAGGUCGACUCCGUGGAUGGAGACCACAGUGAGUUGGACGAACCGAGCAAAGGAAAACAGCACAACGGUGUCCCCAAUUCAGGACACCACGAUGCAGACCAAUACAAAACAUGCAACGAAGAAAAAACGACUCCGAAAGGAAGGAGAAAGUACGCCUACUUCGACUAUGCAGUGAUCGAUGUCAGCGUGAAGGAACUCUCCGGCAGAGACUUCUCCUUCCAACUGAACCACCUAGGUGUAGUUAAAGAAAUUUGGGGGUACUCUUCCUACCUGCAAGGCAUCUCUAUGCUUUACCCACACCGCAUUUCCACAGCUCCCCACUGGCGCAUCUACACGCACCCCGACUGGACAAAGUUAAACGCAGGGGAGAGUUCCAACAGGGGGAAGAAGAAGACGAAGAAGGGAGGAACAGGUUUAGAUGUUGGAACAGGCCAAAAUGAAGCAAAGCAAAGGAAAAAUAAAAAAAACAGACGUGGGACCCUCCAAGGGAAAGAAAGUAACAAACCACUUCCCUCCGAAGAAAAAAACCACACAGACAUCAGCUCAAGUGAAAAUACCGCCGAAUACACAGAAACGGUAGAGAAGCAUCCUAGUGGAAAAAAAGACGAAAACAAAAAGGGAAUCACCUACACUGGUGCAUCCGCAAGAAUUGCUCACGAGAGUGAAGUGAUUUUUCGAAACGAGAUCGAAAGGAAUAAGCCCCCAUCUGCGCGUCACAUCCAUUUGAACAUUGACAGUCUAGGAAGUCGAGACUACUGCAACAACCGGGGAGGUUACAUUCGUGGACCAUACAGUGGGAACAGUAACAACAAUCAUAGGAAGGAGUUUCUCGAAAAGGAGAUACAAUCCACCGUUGGAUACACUCUCGCAGAAGACAACAACCUGUAUGAACCGCUUUUAGACCCUAUGGAGGAGACCCCUUGUAAGGGUAAGAAAUCCUCGUCCUGUGGAAUCACCUCCUUUUUCAAGAAAAUAUUUUUUUGUAAAAACAAUAUUGUUGAGAUAAAAAGACCCAAAACUGCAGUCGUGAGAGUAGAACCCAAGACGUUUUUUGCCAAUGAGAGAACCCUACUGCAGUGGCUAAACACCAGUGUCCUCCUCUCUACCAUAUCAAUCACCCUUUUGAAUUUUUCCAACUCGUAUGGAUUCGCCUCUGGAGUUAUUAUGGCCCCUGUGGCCAUUUUCUUCAUCCUGUACUCCUUCCACAUUUAUCUGAAGAGGGCAGAGGCGCUCAUCAACAAGGAACCGAUCAACUACACAGACAAGGUAGGACCCGGGGUGCUGGUCAUCACCCUGACGUUUGCCCUGUCUACGGUCGUCCUGCUAAAUAUUUACAGCCGAUUGAAGGGGGAGGUGUGA
Molecule: messenger RNA, 2865 nt
Organism: Plasmodium coatneyi
Lineage: Eukaryota; Apicomplexa; Aconoidasida; Haemosporida; Plasmodiidae
Product: SPX d0main containing protein
Exons: 2
Coding region: 1-2865 (954 amino acids)
Source: RefSeq, a predicted model, not a curated record